Salvelinus fontinalis (brook trout) is the source of this 1516-nucleotide messenger RNA. Its product is annotated as serine/threonine-protein phosphatase PP1-beta catalytic subunit-like. Gene Ontology annotation, molecular function: protein serine/threonine phosphatase activity. Gene Ontology annotation, biological process: circadian regulation of gene expression; regulation of circadian rhythm. The transcript has 8 exons. Gene Ontology annotation, cellular component: nucleus; cytoplasm. The record is from RefSeq and is a predicted model, not a curated record. Lineage: Eukaryota; Metazoa; Chordata; Actinopteri; Salmoniformes; Salmonidae. Bases 79 to 1062 code for a protein of 327 amino acids.
UGUGGUGCCUGCCAGGGACUGUGGCAUCAGUAAGCAGUGGAGAGAGAGUGCUGUUUGAGAGCACCACCCACUACAGAAAUGGCGGAGGGGGAAUUGGACGUAGACUCGCUGAUCGCCCGACUAUUAGAGGUGCGGGGAUGUCGCCCAGGGAAGAUCGUGCAGAUGUCAGAGGCUGAGGUGAGAGGCCUCUGCAUAAAGUCCAGAGAGAUCUUCCUCAGCCAGCCCAUCCUGUUGGAAUUGGAGGCUCCCCUCAAAAUCUGUGGUGACAUCCACGGCCAGUACACAGACCUGCUGCGGCUCUUUGAGUACGGGGGCUUCCCGCCCGAAGCCAACUACCUGUUCCUGGGGGACUACGUGGACCGAGGCAAGCAGUCCCUGGAAACCAUCUGUUUACUGCUGGCUUACAAGAUCAAAUACCCCGAGAACUUCUUCCUCCUCAGGGGCAACCACGAGUGUGCUUCCAUAAACCGCAUCUAUGGCUUCUAUGAUGAGUGUAAGCGCAGAUUCAACAUAAAGCUGUGGAAGACAUUUACUGACUGCUUCAACUGCCUUCCCAUCGCUGCCAUCGUAGAUGAGAAAAUCUUCUGUUGCCAUGGAGGCCUCUCUCCAGACCUGCAGUCUAUGGAGCAGAUCCGUCGUAUCAUGAGACCCACAGACGUCCCUGACACCGGGUUGCUGUGCGAUUUGCUGUGGUCGGACCCAGACAAAGAUGUUCAGGGUUGGGGGGAGAACGACCGCGGGGUCUCGUUCACGUUUGGGGCUGAUGUGGUCAGCAAGUUCCUCAACCGCCACGAUCUGGACCUCAUCUGCAGAGCCCACCAGGUGGUGGAGGAUGGCUAUGAGUUCUUUGCCAAGCGGCAGCUGGUGACUCUGUUCUCAGCUCCUAACUACUGUGGAGAGUUUGACAAUGCCGGCGGUAUGAUGAGUGUUGACGAGACCCUGAUGUGCUCCUUUCAGAUCCUGAAGCCGUCUGAGAAGAAGGCCAAGUACCAGUAUGGAGGGAUGAACUCCGGCCGACCCGUCACCCCGCCCCGCACCGUGGUCCCACCAAAGAAACGGUGAACAAGGAAGAGAGAGAGAGCGGAAGGGAGGGAGAUGGAGGGAUGUCGGGGAUGAGUGACGGUCCCUCAUCAGUUUUUCACAAUGGAGAAACACUUAGCAGAAAUAAAUAAACGUAGAUAAAACGCAAAGCAAAGUUUUUGAUUUCAUGACCCACUGCCCCCCCACCUCCGUUGUGUCUAUUUGUUGUCAUUUCCCUCUCUGAACUGUUCUGUGUCACGCACCGCUCCCCCUGUGUAACCAACCACACCCAUUUAAAGGGAACAAUGACGACACAAGGUGGUAAUUCUGUUUGCAUAUUGGAGUGUUUUUCUUCGUUCUUGCUUUUUGGCUUAUGACAGAAUGACAACUACUAGCCCCAGUUGACCAUUUCACCCCACCCCACCUGUCAAGUAAGAACAGGUGUUAAUGACAAUUACUGGGUUUUCAAUAAAUAAAAUGGGGGGGGUAACUUUUU